This is a messenger RNA of Thalassophryne amazonica, 1410 nucleotides long. It is a transcript of the gene rsrc1, whose product is annotated as arginine/serine-rich coiled-coil 1. Gene Ontology annotation, biological process: alternative mRNA splicing, via spliceosome. The coding region runs from base 41 to 979 and encodes 312 amino acids. Gene Ontology annotation, cellular component: nucleus; cytoplasm. Lineage: Eukaryota; Metazoa; Chordata; Actinopteri; Batrachoidiformes; Batrachoididae. The record is from RefSeq and is a predicted model, not a curated record. The transcript has 10 exons.
GGAGCUCCUCAGUACUUUGACGUCCACUUGACAGUGAAACAUGGGUCGGCACUUGUCUGACAGUGAAGAUGACAGUCGAAGCAGGAGGAAGAAGAAACAGCGGCGCCGGUCUUCUUCCUCUUCCUCUUCCUCCUCCUCAUCAUCCUCAUCCUCUGGCAGCAGGGUGACAAGCAGCCACAGCCGGCGGUCCAGUCGUAGGAGCCGUUCUCGCUCCAGAGACAAGAGACGAAGACGACGUUCCAGUAGUAGUUCGUCCUGUAGUUCGUCUCACAGGAGGAAGAGUCGCAGUGCAGACAGAGAUAAAGGAAGAAGCCACCGCUCGUACAGGUCAUACAGCAGAGACAGGAGAUCUUAUUCUCGCCAUCAGCGGUCGCGCAGUAGGAGCCGCAGCCAUAGCAAAGAGCGGAACCGGAGUCGCCGUAAAGCUCGCGGCCGGGAAAAGGAAAAGGACAGAGGAAGAGACAAAGACAGAGAAAAGGACAAAAGUAAAGACAGGGCAGAGAAAAAGGAGGAAGCUGAGAACAUCAAAGCACGAUUGGAACAUCUGACUCCAGCAGAACAGGCCAAGGUCCGAAUGCAUUUGGUCCUGCAGGCUGCAGCGAAGACGGACGAGGUGCUGAAGGCCAAAGUAGCCAAGAGAGAGGAGGAGGCCCGGCAGAAGCAGGAAGAAGGGGGAACUUCUUUGGAGGAGCAAGUGCGAAGGAUAAAGGACAUCGAGGCCAUCGAGAGUGAUUCCUUUGUUCCACAGGCUUUCAAAUCAUCCAGGGAUGUUAUAAAGGCUGCACCAGCUGAGGUGAAGCAAGAGUCCGAGAAAUCAGAGCAUCACGACAUCAGUCUCCCAAUAUCCAUAGUCUACAAUGACACUGGCACAAUCGCCCAUCCCAGUUUGUUCAUGGACAAGGAGAAGGCAGAGGAGCUUUGGCUGAACAGACUCUUCUCCCUGCGUCAGGAGAGGCUGAUGGGAAGUCCUGUGACCUGAAAGAUCACAGACACAUUGGAGAUCCUUCUUUUCCCACAUCUGGAUGGUUUCAGUCUGGAAUUUAGUCUGUUAAUCCCCAUUGUUGUCAAUACGUCGGGCUUCAGAACACCACAGCCUUCUUAAUUUAUAUCUCAUUCUCUGAAUAAAUACUUUGUUUAACCUUAUCACGAGAUCUUCAGAUAAUUUCUGUUUUGAUUGAUGUGUUCAUUACCUGGACUAUAGAGACGAUAAAGUGCUUCUGUUUAUCGAGAAUACUUCAAAAGCAAGAAAGCCCAAAAAUAAAAAAUGUUGACAAUGAUCCAGAUCCUGAUUCAUCAUUUUCAGAUGGAGCGUGUUUGAUCUUUUUGCUUAUGGACUGUUUUAGCAUAUGCUAGUGUUUGACACAUUUGUUAUUUUGUAAUUAGCUCAGUAAAUAAAUAGCUGUGAUUGUG